Molecule: messenger RNA, 435 nt
Organism: Microbotryum saponariae
Lineage: Eukaryota; Fungi; Basidiomycota; Microbotryomycetes; Microbotryales; Microbotryaceae
Source: the annotation of a GenBank genome assembly
AUGUCGACUCCGGCCGCAAACUUGGGAGACUUCCUUCGAGUAUUGAUGGCAGUGCAGGCUGUGCUCCUGACAGCCUUGACCACCGCAAACCUGCUCGCGCUGCCCACCCUGCUCGGCAGCCUCCACACCCCCAUCAGAGGGAGACAGACCAUCGACCCGGUUCAUGUACCUGACUACCUUCAUCUCCAGGGCUACCCGAAGGUGGCGGAUCUCUAUCGGCGCGAGUUGUAUGCGGGUGGGGGGUUUCACCUCUGGACGCCGCCGGCGGAUGUGCUCGGCGACAACAGCGAGUACAAUUGACGUGGGCUCCCGCAGCGACUGGCAAUCGCGGCCUGGUACCGGUUCACUGUCGAUCGACACAAGAACACCCCCUUGGCGGCGGCGGUGGCGGCGGGACGACUCAACGUGCCUGACAGGCAACGUCGGAGGGGAUGA